AUGACUGAAUUGUUGAUAUCACGAGGUGCUAAUAUUAAUUUUCAAGCCAAAAAUAAUAUAACACCACUGCAUGUGGCAUGUAAAUGGGGCAAUCAAGGUGUAGCUGAACGUUUAAUUACAGCUGGUGCGGAACUUGACUGUCGUACACGUGAUGGAUUAACUCCAUUACACUGUGCUGCUAGAUCUGGACAUGAUACAGUUGUCCAAUUGUUAUUAAGAGCUGGAGCAAAUAUCUCCUCUAAAACAAGAAGUGGUUUAAAUGCUUUACAUAUGGCAGCUCAAGGUGAUCAUGCGGAUACUGCAUGUUUACUGAUACAACACGGAGCACAACCCGACAAUCCAACAAUCGAUUAUUUAACUGCAUUGCAUGUUGCUGCACAUUGUGGUAAUGUACGUGUAGCGAAGUUAUUGCUUGAGCGUGGAUGUGACGUCAAUGCAAGAGCAUUGAAUGGAUUUACGCCGUUACACAUUGCAUGUCAAAAGAAUCGAAUUAAAAUCAUCGAACUUUUAUUGAAGUAUAAUUGUUCACUUCAAGCUACAACAGAGUCUGGUUUAACACCAUUACACGUUACUUGUUUCAUGGGUCAUUUAAAUAUUGCUGUUUUAUUGUUACAACAUGGUGCCAAUGCAAAUGCACAAACUGUACGCUGUGAGACCAGCUUGCACUUGGCAGUACGUGCUGGACAAACUGAUGUCGCUCGUCUACUAUUACGUAAUGGUGCUCAAGUGGAUGUGAAAGCUAGGGGCAAUCAAACACCGCUUCAUUUAGCUUCACGUAUUGGUAAUUUAGAAUUAGUUACUUUAUUAUUGGAAUAUGCUGCUAAUGUACAAUCCUUAACGAAAGAUACUUAUACACCAUUACAUUUAGCUGCGAAAGCUAAUCAUAAGGAGAUAUGUGAAUUACUGUUAAAAAAUGGAGCAGAGUUAGAAAUAACAACAAAGUCUGGUUUCACCCCAUUACAUUUAGCUGUAAAAUAUUCACACUUAGAAACAGCUAAAUAUCUACUUUUAUCCGGCGCUGAUGUGAAUGCAGUUGGACGUAAUGGUUUAACACCGUUACAUUUAGCUACACAUUAUGGAUGUUUACCCAUGGUCGAAUUAUUACUUGAACACAAAGCAUCUCCGGUUUCACAAGCUAAAAAUGGUUUCAUUCCAUUGCAUAUUGCAGCGGAAAAACAUUUAGUGGAUAUCGGUAAAUUGUUGAUUGAAGCUACUAGCGAUAGUAAUCAUAAGAACAAGAAGAAUGUUAACGAGGAUGAUGGUGGUGGUUGUUGUUGUAUACAAUCACGUAACGGCUUUACCCCGUUGCAUUUAGCUUGUCAAGAUGGAAAUGAAAAAAUGACUAAAUUACUAAUUGUCUCUGGAUCUAAAGUAAAUACUUUAGCGAAAAAUGGCCUGACAGCAAUGCAUUUAGCAGCACAAGAGGAUAGUGUUAAAGCUGCAGAAUUAUUAUAUGCCGCUGGUUCUGAGCUCGAUUUGAAAACAAAGGCAGGAUAUACUCCUUUGCAUACAGCUUGUCAUUUUGGUCAAGUUAAUAUGGUUCGAUUUUUACUUGGCAAAGGUGCUGACGUGAAUGCUAUAACAUGUAUGGGAUCAAAUGCUCUACAUUUAGCUGCACAACAAGGCCAUUCAGCAGUUACUUACAUUUUAUUAGAGAGUGGAGCUAAUCCAAAUAUGCGUAAUAAGUAUGGUUGGACACCUGCACAUGUCGCUCGUCAUCGACAUUAUCUAAAUAUAUUUGAAACAUUACGUCUGGUAACCACGUGUGUUGAAACAUGGGAGCAUGAAAAUACUGAUGAAUUGCUAAUGAGUGCAGAAUUGACAUCAUCUAUAUCAUCUGGUCCCGAGCAUCAUAUAUCUUCUCUGAGCAGACAACAUAUCACUGCUAAUCGGCUUGGUCUUGAACAUCCAGAUGUGAUGAGAGAUAAUCCAAUUACAGAUACUGAAGAAGAAUAUAUUGAACCGGAUUUCACAAUUAUGCCAUCAUCUCCUCUAUUUUCACGUGCAAAAACUAGACAGACCGCUAGCCAAGAAACGUACACGUUACAACAACAAUAUGUCCAACAACAUCCACAGUUACAUUACAAAUCAGAUCAUAAACGUUUCGAUGAACAGCAACCUUAUGGAAAUCGUAGUGGUGGUUUAAAUCAUGCAAAAAUAGCACCAGAUAAAUUAUCAAAUGUAUCAGGUGAGGAUAGUAUACACGAAGGCACAACAACCGAAAAUGCUCAUGCACUUGAUUGGCGUGAUGGGCAUUUAAAUUAUGGAACUAGGGAGGCUGGAAUAUCUGAAACUCAUUUAAGUCGAGAUUAUGCUGAACUCGGUAUGGCAGGUGCUUCAAGUUUAGCAGGAUUUUCUGGACUAGCUGAAUGGGAAUUUACCCCAGACAAUGUACCGAUUCCUCGAAGACCGAUAGCUUCAGGCUUCCUUGUCUCGUUUUUGGUGGAUGCUCGUGGUGGAUCUAUGCGUGGUAGUCGUCAUCCAGGUCUACGAAUUUUAGUUCCACCAAAUGCAGCAAGUGCACCAACCCGCAUUACCUGUCGUAUGUUACGACCUGAACGUACAGCACGCCCCCCCCAAUUGAAUGAUUGUGAAGGAUUAGCUUGUCGUAUUAUUGAGUUAGGACCUCAUCCAUAUCGUUUCAAUUCACCAGUUCUGUUAGAAAUUCCACAUUUUGCGACAUUGCGCGGUCGUCAGCGUGAACUAGUUGUUUUACGUAGUGAUAAUGCUGAAACAUGGCGUGAACAUUCACUAGAAGCUACUGAUCAGGCAGUUCAAUCGGCUGUAGGCUUAAGUUUCGAUACGUUAGAGACGAUGGAAGAGCUACGUGAGAAACGUAUUAUUCGUAUAUUGACCAAUGAUUUUCCACAAUACAUGGCAGUUGUUAGUAGGAUACGUCAAGAAUCAUCUUUGGUUGGCUCAGAUGGCGGUGUUCUUAGUUCAACCGUUGUUCCACAAGUUCAGGCUGUAUUCCCUGAAGGUGCACUUCAGAAAAGAAUUCGUGUCAGCUUACAGGCUCAACCAAUUAAUCCGGAAUUAGUUACACGAUUAUUUGGUAAUCGUGUUACAGUAUCACCAAUUGUCACACUAGAACCACGUCGCCGUAAAUUUCAUAAACCAAUAACUUUAACUAUUCCAUUACCCAAAUCUAUUGUCCGUGGAAUGCUCAAUCCGUCAGUGAACGAUUUAAAAUCACAAAACGUACCAAGUUUACGAUUGUUAUGUAGUAUUACUGGUGGUACAGCACCGGCGCAAUGGGAAGAUAUUACUGGGUCUACACCAUUGUCAAAAGUGAAAGAUUGUGUCUCCUUCACAACAACAGUUUCAGCGAGAUUUUGGUUUAUGGAUUGUCCAGCUGUACAUGAAGCUGCAGAAUUUGGUAGUAUGCUGUAUGCUGAAGCCACAUUAGUUCCAUAUAUGGGUAAAUUUGUUGUAUUCACCAAACGUUUGGAUACAGAUGAAGCAUUGGUUAGAUGCUUCUGUGUAACAGAUGAUAAAGUAGAUAAGACUUUAGAAUGUCAAGAAGGUUUUGAAUUAUGCGCAGCUUCUCCAGAAGUUGAAAUAAUUGAAAAUCGACCAACUUGGAUUGAAACAGCCGGUAAUCUAUUACCAGUAUCGAAAUUGAGUGAACAGUUACGUCUACAUUUUAAUGCAUUCCACGAAAAUAGACUUGCAUUUCCAGUGCGUGUAAAAGAUGUUCAACAAGAAGCUGCUGGUAAAUUAGCAUUUAUGCGUGAACCACGUCAACCUAUUCGAGAUGGAGAUGGUGAUUCACAAUAUAUUUAUCAUGAAAUUAUUCCUGCUCAAAAACCACUAUGUACUUUAGAAAUUAGACUUAGUUCAGAUAAUGGUCUUGGCAGUCAACGUGGUCUUGAUCUCGCCCUGAUUGGUUUAGAAAAUCAUCCAGAAUUUUCGGAUCAACUAAAUGGAACUAGCUCAGCUGAAUUAACAACGGGUUCAUUAAGUUGUGUAUUUUCUUAUCCUAAAUGUGUUAUUAAUGAUGAACGAAUUCCUAGUCGACAAAUCAAAGAAUCAUAUAGACCAUCUGCUAAUUGGGCUCCAACUUAUACAUCGGAUGUAAUUGCUUGUAGUAAAAUUGACUUACUUCAAGUUGCUAGUGAAAUCGGCUCAGAUUGGCCUAAACUACUCGAAAUCUUAUUACCUCAAUCUCAUCUGAACACUUCAUGCACUGUCAAUCAACUAGCCAGUUGGAUUAAUGAAAGUGAACCAAAAUGGCAAAUCAAAAGAAAUCGCUUAACUAAUGAAAUGGGUAAAAUCACAGGAGAAAAUGGUGGAGGUGAUGUAGUUGGUAGUUUUGGUGGUCCAGUUAGUGUGAAUGAAUUACGUACAACACAAGAUCAAGCAUUAGCUGUAUUAUUGGCUUGGUGUGAAGAAAAUGGGAAUUCAGUUACAGGUAAUGAGUUAGAUCGUGCACUUCGUCAAAUCGGACGUGAAGAUGUUAUUAAGUCGUGUAUGCGUGAUAUUCGUUAUGUGCUUAAUGCUGAGGAACAUGCAAAGGCUGUUCGUCAAAUUGAUGAACGUAAACGAUCAGAUUCUAUACAUCAAAUGUUAUCAGAUCGUUUGUCAACUUCGUUAGUCGCAACAACAACUUUAAUGUCUGGUAUGAAAGAUUCAACCUCUGGCUCUUUAAAUGAUGUUUUUAACCAAUCUGUGAUUGGUUUCGAUCAAACGGAAGCUGUAAAACAACCAGAUUUAAUGAUCACUCCGAUACAAGAUGAAUCAGAUCUAAUUACGCAAACUCGUCUUGACUUAGUUAUUGAUAGUCCGAAAAAACCUGGCGUAAUCAUUCAUAAAAGUGGUGAUGAAGAAGCAGAGGUAGAAGCUUUGUUUAUCCCACAACAAGCUCAAAGUGAAGUAGAAAAUAAUGAGGAAUUUCGGCAACAACAGCAAACAGGCAUUGAACCUGCUUGUUCAACUAGUCAACAAGGUGGCGAUCCUAUGAUUAUACAGAAACAUGUAGAAUUAAUUGUUCAAGAAGAAGAGGAUAUGAUUCGCGACAGUGAAUCAAUGGGUAGUUCCGAAAUGAUUUCAUCUGCAUUACAAGGUUCUCAACAAGAAAUAAAUGAUACAGAUGCGAAAAUUCUGAAUACAUUAAAACUGGAAGGUGAAGUUGAAGAUGGAUUUCAGUGUCAGCAGCAGCCUGAAAAUAUUUCUGAUUAUCAUAAAGAACAACAUACUACUACCAGUUUAUCACAGAAUGAUAACGAUGAUGCUGGUUUAAAGCAAUCGACAAGUAUCAACAGUACCAAUUCUAAUGAUAUAAAUACUUUUACUAGAUCACAACCUACAAGUGAACAUCAUUGGGACCAGGAAGAUGAUUUGUCAGAUAUUGUUUUACAAAAUGAAACUGAUAAAAUAGCUGAAACUUAUGUUCAGUCAUCACAUGGAGAUCAGAGUAGUAAUGCUGCAAUUCCAACAAGUGAUCGUCCGUCAUUAACUUCAGAAAUAAUUGAUCCUUAUGUUGCUAAUGUCGAUGAGGCUGCUGACGUCUGUGUUGAUGUUUAUGAUCAAUCACAAAGUGAUAAAGCAGUCACUCGAGAGAUCAAUGAUGAAACACCGGAUAUAAGACAUGCUCAUCAUGUUGGGAAUACAUCAAACCAACUACUGAAUAAUAGUAGUAGUAGUAGUAUGCAAAACCUUGAAGCAUAUAAUGAACGCGAUGUUUUUGGUGAUGAAUUCAAUGAUCUGGAAUCUCCAGGACAACGACAAGAUAAUUCUAUCGAACAUCAACAACAGCGAUCUCCGGUUGUUGCUUCAUCAAAUGCACAUCAUGGUCUUGAAUCUACUUCACAUAAUGAAGAUAAUAACAAUGCUGUUGUUUAA
Molecule: messenger RNA, 5844 nt
Organism: Schistosoma turkestanicum
Lineage: Eukaryota; Metazoa; Platyhelminthes; Trematoda; Strigeidida; Schistosomatidae
Source: the annotation of a GenBank genome assembly